Molecule: messenger RNA, 2257 nt
Organism: Chenopodium quinoa (quinoa)
Lineage: Eukaryota; Viridiplantae; Streptophyta; Magnoliopsida; Caryophyllales; Amaranthaceae
Exons: 13
Coding region: 936-2153 (405 amino acids)
Source: RefSeq, a predicted model, not a curated record
ACUGGUAUGUUUGCUUGUAGGUUGCUGUAAUAGUUUGAAGAGCUGAACAAAAGAAGAGAGUAUAUAUUUUUUCAGAUUUCUGAGCUCUGGAACCAUUGAAGCCCUUAAGAAAUGUGAUGCUGAUAGCAUCAUGUGGUCUACAAGUAUUAUUAGACAAUGGCAUUGCUCGAGUGACAAUAUCUAAACCACGAGAAAUUGUUACUGGACUAGCUUAUAAUGGCAUUGACAAUUUGCUUGAAUCUCGAAAUCUUGAGGACAAUAGAGGGUAAACAUUCUAUAUAAUCAGAUUUGUACAGUCAUUUUACUUAAUGAAAUCAAUACUUCAAUCAGUCUCUAUAUACAAUCUAGAAACAAAAUUCAAGAUAAUGAAAGAAAAGUUGAUCAUCACAUGUGGAGUUUUUUAUUUUUUCCGCUUGUUUAAUGAUAUAUUUAACUGUGUUAUGUAUGCAUGUAUUGGGAUCUUGUUUGGAAUGAUGCUAAUACACCAGGGACAUUUGACAUGUUUGUUCCUCUCGCCUUUUUCUUUCUUAGUUUACCAAAAUUAAAUGGAUAAACUUGUAAAUUUUAGGCUUUGUUUUACAGAUUUGACUAAGGCUAUUUGCUAACUGUAUGCAAGAUUAAAGCAACAACUUUUCAGGUGAUUAUGUCAGAUGAUGAUCAGGUGGAAGUUUUCUUUUGUAGACAGUGGGAUCCUUCACUCAAGGGCAAGUUAUUCCCAUUGAAUACUGAUAAAAGGUCUAUAAUGCUGCGUGGCUCAUCCAGGUCAUAUACCUAUGCAAUCUAUGAGCAUAUGAAAGAUUGACCGGGCUUCAGCUUGGGUGAAACUAGGAUCACAUUCAAGCUCAAUAAACAGUGGUAUAAAGAAACUGAUUUCUUUGGACAGGUUUCACGGCAAACCAAAUUAAUUAGAAGAAAUUUAAGUAACAAAGCAUGAUAUGUUUUGUCCUGAGGCUGUUCUGUUGACAAGCCCUGCAGAACCAAACAUUAAAGGAGAGAAGAAAUCAAACACAAUAACAGUGACUUACUCAGCCAUGGCAGAUCAAAAAUACAAAACAGCUAGACAGAAGCCAGAGUAUGUGUACUUGGAUCAGUUAAAUGCAGAAAGCAAGACUUAUAUAGUAAGAGUAGUUGUUGCUGAAAAAGGAAGGGACACACUAUCUUCCAAAAAAACAGUUAGAUUCCAAACUUUACUUCUAAGGGAUGAAAAGGGUAAUAGGAUGUGUGGUACUUUAUUUGGCGAUCAAAUUGAAGCAUUUGAAGAAGCAUUACAGUACCUAGGUGAAUACGACAUUUCUGCUGCACCUAUUAAAUUCAUUGACGAAAAAUGGAGAACUGAACUUGAUCAGUUUCCGUACCAAAUGGCUUUUGGUAGUAGAACUGUGAUCCAGCCAGUUCAUCCAGAGCUUGGACCAAUUCUGCCUAACUAUCAACCCAUUGCAAGUAUACCUCGUACAGUUGAUCCUGAUGAGAAAUACGAUAUCGUGGGUGUGGUGUUAUAUGUUGAAGAAGAGCCAAGGAAAAUUGAAGCCAGAGAUGGAAAGCGAGAGAGCUUCGUACGAGAAAUAGUCGUUACUGAUGAAAGUUGCGAUCAACCGCUCACCAUCUCAUUGUGGAAUGAUCUAACAGCACCCAAAUUCUUCGACAAAUUACCUAAUUGGGCAGAAGCAUUCCAGGUUAUAGGUUUUAGGGCUCUUAAACCAUAUACUCGACGUGGUUUUUCAAUGAAUUCUGGUAUGUCUACUCGAAUAAUCUAUAAACCUGAAGGGGAUCGAGCACGUGAGCUGUUUGACUGGGCUAACCUCUUCCACCAGAAGAUAUUAGAUAGGCAAACUAGAGUAUUAGAGGUUAAGUACCCAGGUGAAAAUAAAAAAAUUGUUUCCAUUGCUGAACUGAGACGGAAAAAGCCAAGCAACACCAUACAGGAAGAACUUCUAUGGAUAGAGGUAACCAUUCAAACUGCUGGAAACGAACCAACCUUCCAUUGCAGAAGCGUUAUUCUUGCACUUCUUGUUAUAAGAAAGAAUGCAUAUGCACUGAGAGGACAACCUUUAAGUUUGAGGCUAGCGAUGGCACAGGAACUAUGGCAUUCACCACUUUCAACGAUGACACAGAAAGACUGUUUAGGAGAAGUGCAGCUGAAAUUUAUGCCAUAAAAGAAGCGGAUGACCACAAUGCAUUCGAGGCUAUUCAAGACAUGCUUAGCAGCAAACCGUUCUACAUUAAAGUAGGCCCUACAUCGCAUUUAGGCCAGAACAAU